UGCCCGUCCGUCAUUGAUAUUCCAGGUUGAAGUGCUCCCGGUGGCGACUCACCUCACAGUCGGUUUGUUGCCCAGCACGCUGCGGAGCUGCGGGCCUGCCUAUGAUCGGCACCAUGGCUGGGUCCUCACACCGGAUUAUGCUCGGGCCGCUGGUUGCUGCCAUUGACCAGGGAACGAGCUCCACACGGUUCUUGGUCUUUAACUCCAAAACAGCAGAACUCCUCAGCCACCAUCAGGUGGAAAUCAAACAGAGCUUCCCCAAAGAAGGAUGGGUGGAAGAGGACCCUAAAGAAAUCCUGCAGUCGGUCUACGAGUGCAUGGAGCGUACAUGUGAAAAGCUUACCCAACUCAACAUUGACAUCUCCAAUAUUAAAGCAAUUGGUGUGACCAACCAAAGGGAAACCACACUUGUUUGGGACAAAGAAACAGGAGAGCCCCUCUACAAUGCAAUAGUUUGGCUUGAUCUGCGGACUCAAUCAACAGUCGAAAGUCUGAUCAACAAAACGCCAGGGAGGAACAAAAACCACUUGAAGCAUAAAACAGGCCUCCCCAUCAGCACAUACUUCAGCGCGGUGAAACUUCGCUGGCUGAUGGAUAACGUAGAGGAGGUCCACAAGGCUGUCGUUUCCCACCGCGCCAUGUUCGGCACCGUAGACUCGUGGCUCAUUUGGUGCCUAACUGGGGGCAAGUCCGGAGGAGUCCACUGCACCGAUGUGACCAAUGCCAGUAGAACCAUGCUGUUCAACAUUCACACCAUGGACUGGGACCCGGAGCUCUGCAAAUAUUUUGGUAUUCCCAUGGAGAUCCUCCCCCGAGUGAGGAGUUCUUCAGAAAUCUAUGGCCUCAUGAAAAUAUGUUCUAGCUGGAAAUCGGGAGCACUCUCUGGUAUUCCCAUUUCCGGUUGUCUUGGGGAUCAGUCAGCGGCGCUGGUCGGACAAAUGUGCUUCCAGGAUGGGCAGGCUAAAAACACGUAUGGAACUGGUUGCUUUUUGCUGCGCAACACGGGACCCAAGCCCGUCAUGUCUGACCAUGGUCUUCUCACAACUGUAGCCUACAAACUGGGUCGAGACAAGCCUGCCUGCUACGCAUUGGAGGGUUCAGUUGCCAUCGCAGGAGCUGUGGUCCGUUGGCUGCAGGACAAUCUUGGGAUCAUUGGAUCUUCGAAAGAGCUUGAAACGUUGGCUGCAUCAGUUGGGACGUCGUAUGGGUGUUACUUUGUUCCUGCCUUUUCCGGCCUGUACGCUCCUUACUGGGAGCCCAGUGCGAGAGGGGUGAUUUGUGGUUUAACUCAGUUCACCAAUAAGAGUCACCUGGCGUUUGCUGCAUUGGAAGCCGUCUGCUUCCAAACAAGAGAGAUCCUAGACGCCAUGAAUCAGGACAGCGGGAUCCCGCUCACUCAGCUGCAGGUGGAUGGAGGAAUGACGUCCAACAGGUUGCUCAUGCAACUGCAGGCGGACAUACUCUGCAUCCCCGUUGUGAAGCCGUCCAUGCCUGAGACCACCGCACUGGGGGCAGCAAUGGCAGCCGGCGCAGCGGAGGGCGUGAGCGUAUGGAGUUUGAACCCAGACGACCUGAGCGAAGUGACGUCAGAAAAGUUUGAGCCUCAGAUCAACACUGAAGAGAGCGAGUUCCGCUACGCACGGUGGAAGAAAGCGGUUCAGAAGUCUAUGAACUGGGAGACCACAGAGCUUCCAUGUAAUGGAAACGGUGAAAGCAGCAUCUUCAGCAGUGCCCCACUGGGCUUCUACAUCAUGGGCAGCAUGCUGAUGCUGAUUGGAGCCAAUUACAUUGCUGGCCACAACUAGUCUCCCGGCAGCUGGCAAGGAUCAAGACUUCUCGUUCACUCUUUCCCCAAGAGGCCACUCCAGAAGAGGAAACGGCUCUUUAAACCGAUACUAAAUGCAUCCCUGUCAACAUGUACGCAUUUUGUCACACCCACGUUGCCCCUCGAAUAGGCUUUUUUACACAUUUUGUUGCAUUUAGCCAGUUUCAGCUUCAGGUUCAGCCUCUGACCUUGCACUGCGGCGACACGGACCAUAAAUGCUGUGAUUGGGCGGCUUUUACUACAAUAUUUCCUCAUUCAGAGGGUGUCCCGCCCCUGUUUGAAACCAAUUUUGGAUCAACAUUUGCAAUUGAUUAAUUGCCGUUCCAGUAACACUCCCCUUCUCUAAUUACCAGUGUUUGCUCACAGCAAGGCAACAUUCCCAACCAAACCAAAAAUGCAAAUUUGUCUACUUUUGUUACAUCUUACAUUAUCAUUCAUUGGUGUAUACAUUUUAUACUUUAUACUUAAAAUGCAUUUAAUUAGCAUGUGAGGCAUGUUUGCGGCUUAAACCUGGAUUGUGUUGUGAGUGAACAUUGGCGAUUGAAUAGAGACAGUCACUUUUAAUUGCGGGGGAUCAAGAAAGGACAUUUUUACAGGUAUCUUUGGCUAUUUGCUGUGGAUGGGACCUUGCCUUCCCCUUUUGAAGUUCUCUUGCCCAACAUGAACUACAGCAGGAGAAGGCAUGCAGUAUGUCUUGCCCACUUGGGUUAUUGUCAUCCUUGUACAUUUACAUCAUGCUUAUUCUUUACUGUCACCAUCCCUCCCAAAACUUGUUUUAGAGCACUUUAUGUGGGCUUUUACUUUGUGGGCCUAUGAUUUUUCAAAGGGGACAAACAUGAAUAAUUACACUAUGUGGAAUUCCCACAUAUAAAAUGAGUUGAAGUAAACGUAUGGAAAUAAUGUUAGAGGUAACAAACGUGAAUUUUUUUUCAAAGGUUUCAGUACGGAGCCUCGGGUUUGUUACAGAUGCCCUCGAUCUCCGAACUGUGAGGUCAUAUGGAAAUGAGGUACACACAGAACGGUGAGGAUGCCAUACCGUGACAUCCACCGUCAAGGUUGCUCUUGGCUUGACUACGUUUUCUUGUAUUCAAAAGUGUCAAAUUAAUCGAACUGAUGCACUUGAUGAAAUGCUUACAGUAUGAAUGUAGGUAUGUAUUUAUUGGUUUGUGCACACCCAAAAGAUAAGAAACGAUGUAAAGGCUCGGGAUGUAAACGUUUAACAAAUUGCAGAUGGAAGCUCCAGCACAAGUGUGCUGACGGUAAUGAAAAUGUAAUUUGUCAUGAUCCUCAACAAGAUAUAAACAUGGUUGUGAUGUAUUUUUGUUGUUGAAAAAUAUACCAAACAUGCAGAGAAUAUCAGAAAUAAAUUAUU
Messenger RNA from Doryrhamphus excisus (bluestripe pipefish), 3197 nucleotides. RefSeq names its product glycerol kinase. NCBI's taxonomy places the organism in Eukaryota, Metazoa, Chordata, Actinopteri, Syngnathiformes, Syngnathidae. Gene Ontology annotation, cellular component: mitochondrion. Gene Ontology annotation, molecular function: glycerol kinase activity. The record is from RefSeq and is a predicted model, not a curated record. Gene Ontology annotation, biological process: phosphorylation; glycerol-3-phosphate biosynthetic process; triglyceride metabolic process.